AUGAAUUUAAGACAUAAAAACUCUAACUAUGUGACUGGCAACAAUGAAAUCUCUAGAUUAAGAAGAGUAAAACUAAUUUAAUCAAAUUAACAUUAAUCUAAGUCUUUAGCCACUGUUAAAAUCAAUUAAUCUCCAGAGCUUAAAUAAAAAAAAUAAAAUACCAUUUAUUAUGAUAAUAUCUAAGAUGAAACCUUAAUCAAUUAACCAUAAAAUGAAAAAAACUAAUUUUGUAAAUCUAAAUUAUAAGACUUAUUUAAUCUAAAAAAAAGUAUAUAAUUAUUUAAUAAUUUGAGAUAGUCUAACUCCAUUAUUGAAAUAAUAACUCAAUAGAUAAUAAACAAUAAUUAAGCAUUAACCUGAUUUUGUAAAGUAGCAGGAUUUAUAUGUUAGAAUUAGAAGACAAAGCAUUGAAAAUCUUUAAACAUAAGAAAAAUAAAAGAAUUUUGUGUUAAAAUCUUCAUAGGAUUGGACUUAAAAGAAAAAGGUUUAAAUAAAUAAUCUUAAAUAAACAAAUUUUAUUAAUGGAGUUCCUAUCUUAAAUAGGAGUGUUUCAUAAUUUACAUGUUUAACUCCAAGAAAAAAUAAUAAUGAUUGCAUUAAUUAAUAAUAAAAGGAAAGUAUUAAAAGGUAAAAGUUUGAAGGUUUAAUCAAUUUAAUAAUCAAUAUGAACAUUGAAAAUAUUGUUAUGGCUUUUAAUUCAAUAAAAAGAAAAUCAACAAUGCUUCCAUUCGUAAAAGAAUUUGAAAGAAGAAAAGAAGAUUUUAAACAGAAAAGGUUUUUUAUUUAAUUAGUUAAAGCAUAAUGA
Messenger RNA from Paramecium pentaurelia, 805 nucleotides. The record is from the annotation of a GenBank genome assembly. Lineage: Eukaryota; Ciliophora; Oligohymenophorea; Peniculida; Parameciidae.